AUGGGGAACGUACUGCUUCUUGUGGGCUGGAUUAUUGGAGGCGCCAUCCUUCAAUUCUUCCUCCUUGCUAUUUACAAUGUCUUCUUCCAUCCUUGCCGCAAAUUCCCGGGCCCAAAAAUUGCUGCAGCUACCGGAUUUUUUUAUCAUUACAAAUGUCUAAAGGGCGAGGAAGCUGCAUGGCAGAAGGAAAUGCAUAGAAAGUACGGAGACAUUGUCCGCCUUUCACCUGAUCGAUUGUCUUUCGUGACAGCCGAGGCCUGGAGAGACAUUGCCGGCUCCUCAGUUGGGAAACGCCUUGAGAAUCGGAAGGAUCCGUUAAUGUUUCCACCAAACCUUAAAGGCAUGCGAUCUUUGGCCUCGGAAUAUAGGACAGAAGUCCACAGGCCCCGACGAAGAUUGUAUCAGAACGCGUUCAGCGAAAAAGCCUUGAGGAAACAAGAGCCUGUGAUUCUCGGUUAUGUUGACUUGCUCGUCAAGGUUGUCAAGGAAGCUGCCAAAAACGAUUCAAACAGCAAAGUGGACAUCCAGAAGCUGCUCAACUGCUGUACGUUUGACGUGAUGGCAGACCUGACAUUCGGGGAGCCUCUCGGUCUACUUGAGCAAUCCGAGUUGAGCGAAUGGGUCGCACAGAUCUUUGGCAGCAUAAGAUUGACGUCGAUUAAGCGCAUCAUCAUGGAAUACCCAAUCAUUGAGCGUUUAAUCGAAGCCAUCACACCCGCGUCUCUCAAAGCUGCAGCACUAGCACACUACAACUAUUCUGCCCAGCGUGUCGAGAAGCGACUCGCAAAGGGAAUCGACAUUGGCAAACCGGAUAUCUGGUCGCUGGUCAUGACCAAGAAUGAGCAAGACGAGAUACCAAAAGAGAUCAUGGUGGCCGAUGCUGCAACAUUCAUGGUUGCAGGAACAGAGACAACGGCUUCGACACUCACCAUCCUUUUCUACCUCUGUCUCACGCAUCCAGAGCAGAUGCAAAGGCUCCAGGCAGAAGUACGUGCUCUGCGCGAGGAUGAAUUGACUCUCGAUAGAGUGCAACACCUAUCCUUCAUGGCCGCAUGCAUCAAGGAGAGUCUGCGCGUCCACCCCGUCGUUCCCAUUCCUCUCUUCCGCAAGACUCCAAAGGGCGGCAACGCCAUCGACGGACAGUGGGUCCCAGAGAAUACUCGCGUUGCUGUUUCCCAACUCGCUGCCUAUCAUUACAGCUCGAACUUCAAAGACCCAGACUCCUUCAUUCCUGAGCGCUGGCUUCCCGGCACUGGCUACGAUGGCGACAAAAAAGACGCUUUCAACCCGUUCUCGACCGGGCCACGCAACUGUAUCGGGCAAAAUCUUGCGAAUUAUGAGAUGCGAAUCAUUCUUGCAAAACUCUUGUGGAAUUUUGAUUUUGAAUUGUGUGAGGAGAGUCGGAAUUGGAUCAAGCAGAGGGUAUAUGUCCUGUGGGAGAAGCCUCCGCUUAUUGUCAAGGCAAAGUAUAUCAGGGGAUGA
Messenger RNA from Bipolaris maydis ATCC 48331, 1482 nucleotides. Its product is annotated as cytochrome P450. NCBI's taxonomy places the organism in Eukaryota, Fungi, Ascomycota, Dothideomycetes, Pleosporales, Pleosporaceae. The record is from RefSeq and is a predicted model, not a curated record. Gene Ontology annotation, molecular function: oxidoreductase activity, acting on paired donors, with incorporation or reduction of molecular oxygen; heme binding; monooxygenase activity.